Ogataea philodendri is the source of this 1881-nucleotide messenger RNA. RefSeq lists its product as uncharacterized. Gene Ontology annotation, cellular component: plasma membrane; fungal-type vacuole. The transcript has a single exon. Bases 1 to 1881 code for a protein of 626 amino acids. Gene Ontology annotation, molecular function: glutathione gamma-glutamate hydrolase. The record is from RefSeq and is a predicted model, not a curated record. NCBI's taxonomy places the organism in Eukaryota, Fungi, Ascomycota, Pichiomycetes, Pichiales, Pichiaceae. Gene Ontology annotation, biological process: glutathione catabolic process.
AUGAAUAAUCCCACAGAACAGGAGCCACUUUUGCGGCCCACUGCGAAUAACGCCAAGUUUUCUGGCGGUAUUCGUAAGCGCGCGCUUAAUUUGCAUGUUGGCUUGGCUUUGGGGGUGUUAUUCAUUAUUUAUUUGGCAUGGCCUUCAAAGGAACAACCCCCACAUUUUCCCAAGAUGCCUGCACAUAUUCCAUUUAUCGGGGGGCCUACGUGGACUCCACAGGAGAACCAGACCGCGUGGGGGGUCCACGGGGCCGUUGCUUCGGACCUGGAGAUGUGCUCGCAACUGGGGGUCGAGAUCCUGAAGAAAGGUGGAUUCGCUGCUGACGCAGCUGUCACCACUUGUUUGUGCAUAGGAGCCACAAACACGAUGUACUCUUCGGGAAUUGGUGGCGGAGCGUUCAUCACCAGCAGCAGGGCAGGUCACGGGGUGCCGAUCUCGAUCGACGCACGCGAAAUGGCUCCUGCUGGGGCCCACAAGGACAUGUACAACGGCAACGAGCAAGCGUCGCAGUUUGGAGGGCUUGCCGUUGGAAUCCCCGGUGAACUGAAAGGUCUUUACGAGCUUCACAAAUUGCACGGGUCAGGGGCCGUUGGAUGGGACGAUCUGAUCAUGCCUGUUGUGGAGGUUUUGGAAUCUGGCUGGGAAGUGAGCGAGCUUCUUGGAAUGGCAAUUUCGAUAUACGGGCCCUAUUUCCACAAACACAAGAACGACUGGCCGUUCUUGUUCGACCAUGGCCGACUCCUCAAGAAAGGAGACAUCAUGAAAAGACCGGCACUGGCAAAAACGUUGCGUUUGGUUGCUCAGAACGGGUCGGCUGCCAUUUUCUACGAUCCGGACGGGCCAAUAGCACCACAUUUGGCCCGCAAAGCCCAGCAAAUGGGGGGCGUUCUUACACCCGAGGACUUCCCCAAAUACGAGGCAGUGGUGGAGCCUGCAUUGGUCAUGCACAACUUCUCGGACCGCAACUUGGACAUUUACACAAGCUCGGGCGCUUCGUCAGGACUUGCAUUGAUAUCGGGCCUGAAAAUAAUAAACGGUUUCGAACCGAGCCCGGGUAAAGAUUUCUCCAAAACGGAGACCCAUCGGCUAGUGGAGACGAUGAAAUGGCUGGCCAGCGUGCGCAGCCAUUUGGGAGACGUUGGGGUGCACAACAAGAACGAGACCGCGCACCAGUCACGCAACGACAGGUAUGCACAUUUAGUCAGCGACGAGUGGUGUUCGGCCACCACCGCCAAAAUCAGUGAUAACGAGACAUUUCCCUGGACAUUUUAUGAGCCCGCGUAUCAACCGAACGAGCCGCAGGGAACGUCACAUUUGAGCGUGUUGGACGAACACCAGAACGCCGUUAGUCUCACCACUACCGUGAAUUUGCUUUUUGGCUCGCUGGUGCACGACCCAGUUACCGGAAUAAUUCUGAACGAUGAAAUGGACGACUUUUCGAUCCCCACCACGAAGAACGUGUUUGGAUUGCAACCGUCCGUGUACAACUACGCCGAGCCUUACAAGCGUCCGCUUUCGUCCACUGCUCCAACGAUCGUUGUGGACAGAGAAACGGGCAAGGUUGAUUUGGUGAUCGGAGCUGCAGGCGGAUCCCGAAUCACUACCGCCGUGUUGCAAGCUCUCGUGCGGACGUACUCCUACGGGAUGGGGCUAUUGGAGACGGUGGCUUAUCCGCGGUUACAUCACCAGCUGCUUCCGGAAACACUAUUUAUUGAGGAGCCAGUUAGCCAAGAGUUUGUGCACGCGAUGGAGGAGCUGGGACACAGCGUGGAACUAAUCAGCCACCAGACCGCGAUGAACGGCAUUGGAGUACACGACGGAAAAAUAGCAGCCCAAAGUGAUUACUGGAGAAAAUUGGGUCGAGGUGCAUGCUACUGA